UCCUACAUCCCAGGGAACUCGCGGCACAAGGCGGACGGGGUGCAAACCCAUCGCACGGCACAAUCGCACUACGGACAGUUUGGAAACGCCAAUCAGCCUACAACACAUGUCUUUGAACUGGGGGAGGAAACCGGAGUACCCAAAGGAAACCCCUGAAGCAUUGGGAGUACAUACAAAUUCCAUGCACACAGCGCAGAGGCAGGAUUCGAAACCCCAAAUCUGGAGGUUCACUACCCAGCCAUGAGGCUUUUCUGUAGAAGCAUUCACAAGUCUCUAUCCCUCCUUAAACUCCUAGAACCCAUCGGCCACCGAUGGCCCAUCAGGUCUAGUACCUCUACACUAUCUCAGAGACACUGGCUUUCCACGUACGUCUCCUCUCACCAGCCACAAAUCAACCACGAGUCGGUGGACGUUCUCGGCCGCGUCUACCCGAGAGAUGAUAUGACCAACGUGACCGCUAAAAUCCUGUCCAUGGUGGGUCGAGAGCUUCACAACCAGACGCAUCAUCCACUGUGGAUCAUUAAAGAACGGAUAAAAGAGCACGUUUACCGUUCCUACACAAAUCGAUCAGGCACACCGCUCUUCUCCGUCUAUGAUAACCUCAGCCCAGUGGUGACAGUGGAGCAGAACUUCGACAGCCUGCUCGUCCCCAAAGACCACCCGAGCCGAAAAAAGGGUGACAACUACUACCUGAACCAGACACACAUGCUUCGAGCGCACACCUCCGCCCACCAGAAGGAGCUGGUACGUUCCGGGCUAGAUUGCUUCCUGGUAGCUGGGGACGUCUACAGGAGGGAUGAGAUUGACGCAAGCCACUAUCCCGUCUUCCACCAGAUGGAGGGAGUGCGACUUUUUACCAACCAUGAGUUGUUUGCGCGAGUGGAGAACGGCGAGGAUCUGUCCCUCUUUGAGCCCGGCCGUCUACGCACACCGCAGAAGCAGGAGACUCACACUUUGGAGGCAGUGAAACUGGUGGAGUUCAACUUGAAACACACCCUCACGCAGCUCAUCAGGCAUCUCUUCGGGGAAGAGCUGGAGAUCCGCUGGGUGGAGUGCUACUUCCCCUUCACGCAUCCAUCCUUUGAAAUGGAGGUGCGUUUUCACGGUGACUGGCUGGAGGUGCUGGGAUGUGGUGUGAUGGAGCAGGAGCUGCUGGACUCAGCGGGCGCAGGGAAUAAAAUCGGCUGGGCCUUUGGCUUGGGCCUGGAAAGACUCGCCAUGGUUCUGUUCGGCAUUCCGGAUAUCCGACUCUUCUGGAGCAAAGACGAGCGCUUCCUGAAACAGUUUCGUCUGGCCAACAUCAACGACUCUGUGACCUUUCAGGCCCUCAGUAAAUACCCACCACUCUUCAACGACAUCUCCUUCUGGCUGCCGGCUGCAGGCUAUACAGAGAACGACUUCUACGAUUUGGUGCGCAGCAUCGGAGGAGAUCUGGUGGAGAAGGUCACACUGCAGGACCAGUUCACUCAUCCAAAGACCAAGAAGGUGAGCCACUGUUACCGCAUCGCGUACCGUCACAUGGAGAGAACGUUGAGCCAGGAAGAAGUGCGGCUGAUUCACCAGGCCAUCGAGCAAGCAGCUGAGCAAGAGCUGGGUGUACAAGGGAGAUUCUGAUUCCUCCUCAGCCUAAAUCCACUCAAAGACAAUACAAAGAAUGUAAUUUCUCACAGUGCACACUGUUGCAUUCUUGAAACACUUGAACAAGGCGGGAGGAAUUUUUUUUUUUCUUUUUUUUUUCUUUCUUUUUUUUUUUUUUUUUUAAAGAUAUGGAUUGCACAGACUCUAUAUUUGAUCAUUUUCUUCUUGGCCAUUAACUCACUUCUGGCUACAAUGUUUGUUGUUUUAAACACAAAAUCUUGUGCUCCCACAUGCACUGUUGACCUUGAUCUCUCUCAUUUUUCCAGUUUCAUUGCUCGUAUACAGAACACAUGCAGGGUUCUUAAAUCCCUUUUCUCCUGCUGCCUGCAAUAACCUUGCAUCUGAAGCUCUGAGAGCCUGAUCUUAAAUACCUCCAUCACAGCAGUGUGUCGCCCGGAGGGAAAGGCCUUUGAUUUAAUGCAGACAUUCUGUAGACCGUUUACUCCGGUGGAUUCCAGCCAGCAGGAAAGACUUGCUUUGCACUUAUUUCUAACUUCGCAUUUCUUUUAAUGACCAUUUCAGCAGGAAUGUAGUGACUUUUUUUUCCCUUCAGGAAAUUAGUUAGACAGUUAAAUCAUUCAGAAAAAAAUUAGGGAUUAAACCGACAGCUAAUAGUUCAUGUAAUAUCACAGUUUGUUAGAGGGUUGGAUGAUUAAUAAUAAACUAAACACUGAACGAAUUUGUGCUGGUGUCUGAUUAGUUGUAAAGAUUUGUUUGGACAGCACUCCUGCGUUGUUACAGAAAUAAAUGUUACUGGCUGUUGAGAAUUAAGUUAUAAAUGAUAAUGAUUAAGUAAUUUGUGCUAUAGGAAAAUAAUUAACGACAGGGUGGUUGAUACAGCCCUGAAUCAGAGUUGAAUCAGAGUUACUGUUACUAACUGAAAGUUUAUUUUUCUUUCCAAGAGCAUGUCCUGAAGUGUUUUAUUCCUCUUAUAUCACAGCAAUUUGCCAGUGAUUACAUUUUUUCUUAAUUAAAAUACAUUUUCUUAAUUAAUCAGUUUGUAGUUACAUAUGAUGAUGUGGAACGUUCAUAUUAUCACUUAUGUUAUAUAUAAAAGAUAUAAACAAU
Ictalurus punctatus (channel catfish) is the source of this 2706-nucleotide messenger RNA. RefSeq names its product phenylalanyl-tRNA synthetase 2, mitochondrial (gene fars2). Gene Ontology annotation, molecular function: tRNA binding; phenylalanine-tRNA ligase activity; ATP binding. Gene Ontology annotation, biological process: phenylalanyl-tRNA aminoacylation. Lineage: Eukaryota; Metazoa; Chordata; Actinopteri; Siluriformes; Ictaluridae. The transcript is spliced from 7 exons. The record is from RefSeq and is a predicted model, not a curated record. Gene Ontology annotation, cellular component: mitochondrion; cytoplasm. The coding region runs from base 241 to 1614 and encodes 457 amino acids.